Manduca sexta (tobacco hornworm) is the source of this 2031-nucleotide messenger RNA. RefSeq names its product alkaline ceramidase (gene bwa). Gene Ontology annotation, cellular component: membrane. The record is from RefSeq and is a predicted model, not a curated record. The coding region runs from base 242 to 1051 and encodes 269 amino acids. The transcript has 5 exons. Lineage: Eukaryota; Metazoa; Arthropoda; Insecta; Lepidoptera; Sphingidae. Gene Ontology annotation, molecular function: hydrolase activity, acting on carbon-nitrogen (but not peptide) bonds, in linear amides. Gene Ontology annotation, biological process: ceramide metabolic process.
UUUGACGUACACGGUCGUACCGAGGUAGACGUGUUUGUGUUCCUACAAAAUUUCGUAGUGCAAUAAUAAAGAAGAAAUAUAUGUCGUUGAAUUAAAAUCAUUGGAUGGUGUAAUGUAAACUUAGGUUACCAUUUAAAGAUACUGUAACAUUAUUGUAAAGUAUAUUCGUGUACAUCGUCUGAACAUAUAAAAUUCCACUGCGUAUUUUUAUUUCAAACAAAGGAUCAAAACAAAACAAAAAAUGUGGUCUCAUUUAGAACGUGGAAGUUCGCCAGUUGAUUGGUGUGAAUCGAACUAUUCUAUUUCACCUAUGAUAGCGGAGUUUGUUAAUACAGUGAGCAACAUUUUAUUUUUCUUAUUUCCGCCAGUAUUAAUUCAUCUCUUUCAAGAGUAUUCAAGAUUUUUCAAUCCAGGAAUAAAUGUAUUGUGGGUGCUGUUGAUGAUAGUUGGGCUGAGCUCAGCAUAUUUUCAUGCCACAUUGAGCUUAGUUGGUCAGCUUCUGGAUGAACUGGCAAUACUUUGGGUGUUUAUGGCUGCUUUUGCUAUGUUUUUUCCAAAAAGAUAUUUUCCAAAAUUUUUGGGAGGAAAUAGGAGGUUGUUAGCAUUGUACAGCAGUAUUCUUUCAGUAAUAUCUACCGCCUUCUUGGUGAUGCAUCCGGCUGCCAAUGCCUUCGCCCUUAUGACAUUGGCUUUUCCCGCGCUUGGAUUGAUGUACAAGGAGUUGAAUAAAGUGAAAUGUGCUCGAGUGUAUCGGCUUGGAUUACGCUGCGUUGCGAUCUCCUUGCUGGCGAUCUUCUCUUGGAUCAUGGACCGCAUGUUCUGUGACGCGUGGCUCUCCAUCGACUUCCCGUACAUGCACGGAGUCUGGCACGUCCUUAUCUUCAUCGCAAGCUACACAGCUCUGGUACUUUUCGCAUACUUCAACGUAUCAGAGGAGAGACCGGAACAAAAGCCGCAACUAAAGUACUGGCCACGAAACGACUUCGAAUUGGGCGUACCUUACAUCACGAUAAAACAUCCUUGUCGACGGGAUACAAACAUGGCAAUUUAGACUCAAUGUGCGCUAGCAUUGAUGCGGUAUUUGAAAGGCUGAUUGAUUUAACUUUGACCAAUAUUGUUUCAUGACAAAUCUUAUCAAAUAUUUUGUCAGAAACGUAAAAAUAUGCGUUUUAUUAUGUCGUGUUGGUCAUAGUUAUAAAAGAAAAUACAAAAAGACCUUAGUAAGACUAAGUUAAAUGAAUUGUGUAAGUCAGUGAUAUAUAUAUACUUAACUAUUAUUUGGUGUUUGUAUAAAUUAUUAUUUAGAGGUAACUAAUCUGUGAUGUCACAUGUAAAUUGUGUACUUUUUAUGACUGUAGUCGGUAUAUUGGAUAUUAUAUACUAAUAUAUUAGAAAUGUAGCGCUCAGAUAUUUAUAUAUUAUGUGGAUAUUAUUUUAUUUGAUGUUUUCUAUAAAAAAUUGUAAGUUGCUGAACGGAAUCAAUUUAUUGAAUCUCUUAGGCAGCCUUAUAGUUCAAAUUUAUUUUGCGAUUAUUAUUAUUUAAAUAUCAGCGAAUAUAAUACGUUCAAUAUUCUGUAAAAAAAAAUUAUAGUUAAGUUAGAAAUAUGUUUUAUCAUACUUCAGUUUUAUUUAUAUCGCUAUGAUCAGUACAACCUGGAGUAAGAUGCAAUAUUCACUUAUUAUAAGAAAUCGGCUUGUAAAGCAACUGCUUAGUUUUGUGAUAUUUUUAUACUAAAUGAAUUUAUACUUAUUUAAUCUAAUUUAGAUUCAUCUUCCUUUCUACAAAGCAUUGACCAUUUAAUAUUGUCUGUGGAAGAUAAUAGUUCAACAAAGAUUAGUAAUUAUAAAUUGAUGUGAUGUGCUACCCAUGAAAUAAAAUUUUCAUUUUCAAUUAAAGGAUACAAUUAACAUAGCCAGUACAAAAUAUGUAGAUCUUUUUAUUACAAAAUGAUCUUGAUAUUAAAAUAUGUGUGAAUUAGAUACUACUUAUAGUAAGUUGAAAGUAUUAAAUAAAUAUUUUGGAAUGUGUAA